Messenger RNA from Agelaius phoeniceus (red-winged blackbird), 504 nucleotides. Lineage: Eukaryota; Metazoa; Chordata; Aves; Passeriformes; Icteridae. The record is from RefSeq and is a predicted model, not a curated record.
CUGCACUACGGGACCCUCCUGGGCAGCAGAGCUUGUGCCCACAUGGCAGCAGCUGCCUGGGCCAGGGCCUUUCUCCAUGCUCUCAUGCACACAGCCAAUACAUUUUCCCUGCCCCUGUGCCAUGGCAAUGCCCUGGGCCAGUUCUUCUGUGAAAUCCCACAGAUCCUCAAGCUCUCCUGCUCCGACUCAAACCUCAGGAAAUUUGGACUUCUUGUGUUUUCCAUCUGCUUAGCACUUGGCUGUUUUGUGUUCAUUGUUUUCUCCUAUGUGCAGAUCUUCAGGGCUAUGCUGAGGAUCCCCUCUGAGCAGGGACGGCACAAAGCCUUUUCCACCUGCCUCCCUCACCUGGCUGUGGUCUCCCUGUUCCUCAGCACUGCCACAUUUUCCGACUUGAAGCCCCCCUCCAUCUCAUCCCCAUCCCUGGAUCUGGCCCUGUCAGUUCUGUACUCGGUGGUGCCUCCAAUCAUCAAUGCAGUUAUUGAAAUCCACGCUGGCUGGCUCUGA